UUGGGCGUUGAGCGUUAGCGCUGCGCUGUGCGCGUUGCGUUGUUUAUUUUUCAAGACGUCUUGAAUUAUGAGCGUUGUCAACUGUUUAUAAUCGCAUAAAAUUAUUCAUUUAAAAAGCACCAUGUGUUCAAAAAAUAAGUUUACAAAUGAGCAACGAGAACUAUUAAUUUCCGAAGUUCAAUCAAAACCUAUUUUGUGGAAUGAUCGGCAUCCAGAUUAUAAAAAAACGGAUAAAACAAAGAAAAUGUGGGAAGAAAUUGGGAAAAUAGUUGGAUUUUCAGGUGCAAUUGUAAAAGCAAAGUGGAAGAAUCUUAAAGACAAAUUUAGAGUAGAGCUUCAAAAAAUUCCUGUUGUAAGGUCUGGGGCAGAAGGCAGAAGUUACAAGCCAAUAUGGCCAUAUUUCGAAUUAAUGUUAUUUGUGAAAGACACGCUAAUUCCAAGUGUAACAAGUGGAAAUCUUCCUACUACUAUGACUUCUGAGACUCGUUCAGAAAUAAAUGACUCAGAAGAUGAGUCUAUCGAAAUUGGAAAUUACGAAGAAAAUAGUACUGACGGGCUUCUUCCAGAAACACCUGGCUCUUUUUCUUCAAAUGAAUUUUCAACACCCGCUCUGAAAAAAAAGUGUAAGAAACGACGUGUUGAAGACAUGGACUAUGAUCCUUUUUUGCAAAUAGAGCAACAAAAACUAGAUCUCAUUAGGGAAGAGCAAAAAAGGGACUCAACUAUGACGAAUAAUCCCGAUUACCACUUUUUAAUGAGUCUGUUGCCUUAUUUUGACAAAUUAAAUGCUUUGGAAAAAUUACAACUAAGAACAAAUAUUCAAAAUGUAGUUUUCCAAACAUUACAACAUAAAGAAAUCGAAAAAGAAAGGGCAAUGAUGUACAUUCCACCACAAACGAUUUCGUCUCAAGAAAGUUCUCAGAAAGAAACUUACCACCAGUUUCCACAAAACACAGGGCAAGAUUUAAGUACUCCAAAUAUUUAUACUCCAAAUAUUUAUACUCAAAAUAUUUACAAAUAAUUUAAUAAAGUUAAAAUAAUCAAUUUGUA
Molecule: messenger RNA, 1050 nt
Organism: Myzus persicae (green peach aphid)
Lineage: Eukaryota; Metazoa; Arthropoda; Insecta; Hemiptera; Aphididae
Exons: 2
Coding region: 122-1021 (299 amino acids)
Biological process (GO): regulation of transcription by RNA polymerase II
Cellular component (GO): nucleus; transcription regulator complex
Molecular function (GO): DNA binding
Source: RefSeq, a predicted model, not a curated record